AUGGCACCUUAUAAAGCUUUGUAUGGUAGAAAAUGUAGAUCACCAAUCGGCUGGUUUGAAGUGGGUGAAACUGCCUUAUUUGGGCCGGAUCUUGUUCAUCAAGCUAUAGAAAAAGUUAAGGUGAUACAACAACGUCUAGAAACAGCUCAAAGUCAACCCAAAUCAUAUGCAGAUGUUAGAAGAAGAGGAAUUGAGUUUACCAUAGGGGAUUGGGUAUUCUUGAAGGUGUCUCCAAUGAAAGGGGUAAUGAGGUUUGGUAAAAAGGGGAAGUUGAGCCCCCGAUAUAUAGGGCAAUAUAAAAUUAUUCGAAGAGUUGUCCAAGUAGCCUAUGAGUUAGAGCUACCACAAGAGCUUUCAACAGUUCAUCUGGUGUUUCAUAUCUCAAUUCUUCGGAAGUGUAUAGGUGACCUAUCUCGUAUAACUGCUACUGAAGAUGUACAAUUUACGGGAGAUCUCACUUAUGAAGAAGUACCCAUUGGUAUUCUGGAUUGA
Solanum tuberosum (potato) is the source of this 492-nucleotide messenger RNA. RefSeq lists its product as uncharacterized. Lineage: Eukaryota; Viridiplantae; Streptophyta; Magnoliopsida; Solanales; Solanaceae. The coding region runs from base 1 to 492 and encodes 163 amino acids. The record is from RefSeq and is a predicted model, not a curated record. The transcript has a single exon.